Messenger RNA from Branchiostoma belcheri (Belcher's lancelet), 896 nucleotides. Its product is annotated as transmembrane protein 192-like. The transcript has 3 exons. The record is from RefSeq and is a predicted model, not a curated record. Gene Ontology annotation, cellular component: lysosomal membrane; late endosome. NCBI's taxonomy places the organism in Eukaryota, Metazoa, Chordata, Leptocardii, Amphioxiformes, Branchiostomatidae.
UAGAGGAGAACAGAUACGAGGAAGUGACAUUUGAGUUGCUCCCGUGACACUCGUAGAAUCCACAAGUUAUGGUGAGUUUAGGGAGCGAAGGAGCCCGGCAAGGCGCCUAUUUCUUCGACCAAGAAGCAAGCCUGACUUCUAAAGACGAGGAGUUACUUGUAGACCAGACUUUAUCCGCGGAAAGCGACCCAGAAUUCCACCCCAUCUCCACCGUUUGGGCCGGGGUAACCCAGGCUGUCUUGGUCGUUGCGUUCGCCGUAGCUUGUUUCGUUCUUCCCGAGUUAGACAUCUCCAUAUCUAUACUUGUAUACUGUCAGACUGGUCUCUGGUUCCUGACGUUUCUCCUAGAGCGGUACAUGCGGUAUCAGCACUUUGUUUCCCGACGAAACGGUUACUUGGAGUUCUACCGACAGACGAAAGACAUCCGUCGGCUGCCCUUCAUCGUGAUCUCGGCGGGUUCGUCGCUGCUACUGGCCGUGCUCCAACUUCUGAGCGAGCUCAGGGAGAAAGACCAGAAGAACGCAGCCUUAAAACCCGAUCAUUACAUACAAGUCCUGGCAGCCCUGGAGCUUGUGACCACCCUGCCGUGCCUGAUCCUGUACCUGGUGCGAACCGUCCGGUUCAACAGCAGCCGUGCCUCGCCUGACGUGCAGCAGGACGAGCUGGGCUUCAUGCAGUCACACGUCACCUCUACAGAGGUCGGCUUCAGGGACGGCGACUACCUGGACGAGGUGCUGGAGAAACAGGCGGACAUGAUCCGCUACCUGCAGCAGCACAACGCGCACCUGGGCAGGCGUAUCCUGCACCUGACACAGGACCAGUCACAGGCCAACUCCAGACACUGAAGUCUGGGGGAAGACUCGAUACUGCAUAUGGCAACCAGUUCCUGUAAAUAA